CCACCGCUGCGUCGCACACAAAGCGCCUCGCUUACGCUUUUACCACCCCCGGCCCGAGAGAGAGGGAGGGGAGGGGGACUGCGCGCUCUGCUACUGCUCCAUGGCGAUGGUCCCGGCCGACGCCGGCGCCAAGCCGCCGCCGGACUUGGAGAAGCCGGACCACAGCACCCAGAACGGCGCCCCCAACUCUGCCGCCGCCGCCGUCGCGGGCGGCGGCGGCGGGGGCCGAGGUAGCGGCGGGGGCGUGGUGGAUUCGGUGGUGGCGCGGUGGCGGCGGGAGGACAUGCUCGACAAGAGCCCCCUCGCGCUGCACGCCGCCGCGGCGGCGUUCGCCUUCGUCGCGCUCGUGCUCGUCGCCUCCAACCAGCACGGGGGCUGGAUGGAGUUCGACCGGUACCAGGAGUACAGGUAUCUUCUCGCGAUUACGGCGCUGGCGUUCGCCUACUCGCUUGCGCAGGCGCUGCGGCAUGCGUUGCGGAUGCGCCGCGGUGUCGACCCGGUCCCGGCGGCGUCCGGGAGGCUACUCGAUUUCGCCAGUGAUCAGGUAGUCGCAUACUUGCUGAUGUCUGCUCUGUCUGCUGCUACACCCAUUACGAAUCGGAUGAGAUCUGCAGUGAUCAACCGCUUCACCGACACAACUGCUGCUGCAAUCAGCAUGGCCUUCUUUGCAUUUGUUGCCCUCGCCUUGUCAGCGAUGGUUUCUGGAUACAAACUGUCCAAACAAACGUACAUGUGAAGCAUCGUCCUAUAGGUAAAGCCCAUUUCACGUGACUGGUGAUUAUUGUUACCUAUUGGUAGCUUCCACAUGUGUAUAUAAGGUUUUGAUGCAACAUGUCUGAAGCUCUAGCUAAAGAUCACGAUAUUGAUCUGAACUUUCUGCUACCUUAAGACUCGAGAAGAAAAUUGCUGUCUUGAUGAGAACUGCUUGUUCUAAAGAUACAGAUCAGUGUACCUAUGUGAGCAUUUUGAUGAAGCAUCUUGUACCUAUGUGAGCAUUUUUGUUGUAGUAGCAUCUUAUGUAUGUGAGGUUGUGAUCAUUUUAUUGUAGCGUACAUCUAUUUUCAAUUGGUGUACUAAAUUUUUAGUGCCGGCAUUUUUUAUGGAGUAGAUUUAUCAUUUCUAUUC
Messenger RNA from Oryza brachyantha (malo sina), 1125 nucleotides. Its product is annotated as CASP-like protein 4B2. The record is from RefSeq and is a predicted model, not a curated record. NCBI's taxonomy places the organism in Eukaryota, Viridiplantae, Streptophyta, Magnoliopsida, Poales, Poaceae. The coding region runs from base 101 to 736 and encodes 211 amino acids. The transcript has 3 exons.